ACCGCUGUAAGCCGAGCCCCUGUCAGCCCGGCAACGAACGACGUAAUGCCCUGAUUGCCCCUGGCACAUGGACGGUUGGCUAGGGGAAGCAUCGGCCUUAUUACCUGGUAACGAACGAAUGGCAUAAACCUAAGAACUUCCACUGCGGUCGCUUCCCUCUCUGCCUCUGCCUCGGUUCUCGAUCAGCCUAACCUACAUCAUGGCAAGUCCCACGAUAUCACGGGCGCUCGCGCGCGCCAUGCCUCGCCGGCAACUCGGCGUUAGCCAUGCAUCAAGACCAUCCUCAUUAGCAUCAACGUCGCACAGAGCAGCGCGGUCAGCAUUCGCCCUUCAACAACGACGCAACGCCUCAUCAUCAAAGCACCCGAAGGGCUUCGAACCGCCCUCGCCCAGCGACCUCGCCGAGCUGCGCGAGCGCGUGCACGAGUUCACCCGGCGCGAGCUGACCGAGGAGGUGGCCGCGGCGACGGACAAGAACAACAACUUCCCGCCGGACAUGUGGGGCAAGCUGGGCGAGGCGGGCUUCCUCGGCAUCACGGCGGACGAGGACGUGGGCGGCCUCGCGAUGGGCUACCAGGCGCACUGCGUGGUCAUGGAAGAGCUCUCGCGCGCGAGCGGGUCCAUCGCGCUCAGCUACGCGGCGCACUCGCAGCUGUGCGUCAACCAACUGCAGCUGAACGGCUCGCCGGAGCAGAAGCAGAAGUACCUCCCGGACCUGAUCUCCGGGCAAACGGUCGGCGCGCUGGCCAUGUCCGAGUCCGGGUCCGGGAGCGACGUGGUCAGCAUGCGCACGCGCGCGACCGAGGUCGACGGCGGCUACGUGCUGAACGGCUCCAAGAUGUGGAUCACCAACGGGCCGGACGCCGACGUCGUGGUGGUCUACGCCAAGACAGUACCCGACGGCGGGUCCAAGGGCAUCACGGCGUUCAUCGUGGAGACCAAGACGCCCGGCUUUGCCUGCCUGCGCAAGCUCGACAAGAUGGGCAUGCGCGGCAGCAACACGGGCGAGCUGGUGUUCGAGAAUGUGUUCGUCCCGCGGGAAAACGUGCUGGGGCAAAUCAACGGCGGCGUGCGCGUGCUGAUGGAGGGCCUCGACCUCGAGCGGCUCGUGCUCAGCGCAGGCCCGCUGGGCCUGAUGCAGGCCGCGCUGGACGUCGCGCUGCCGUACGCCCACUCGCGGAAGCAGUUUGGCACACCCAUUGGCCAGUUCCAGUUCGUACAGGGCAAGCUGGCCGAUAUGUACACCAAGCUGCAGGCGUCGAGGGCGUACACCUAUGCGACGGCACGGGCUGUGGACGAGCAAGGCCUGAUCAAGACGCAGGACUGCGCGGGGGCGAUCCUCUACGCUGCGGAGCGGGCCACCGAGUGCGCGCUGGAUUGUAUCCAAGUUCUGGGCGGGAUGGGCUACACAGAGGAGAUGCCGGCCUCGAGGAUCCUUCGCGAUGCCAAGUUGUAUGAGAUUGGGGCGGGCACAUCUGAGGUCAGGCGCAUGGUUAUUGGACGUGCAUUCAACAAGGAGUAUGCCCAUUUGUCGAGCUAGAGACAAGCUUAAUGACAAUCGGAACUUUGCUCUGCCGCUACAAACGGGUCGUCUCUGCCAAAGGCGAUUUAAGACUCCGGGAACUGCGGCCGGAAGCCGGCGAAAUCAUAUUACGCGGGCACCAUCCCCUUGCCGAGCAGAGCCUAUGCCACAUGCCGCGGUACCACGAGGCAUGCGCGGUGUACGCGGGGUGGGGGUCAUGGUAUGACCAAACUCAUA
Molecule: messenger RNA, 1759 nt
Organism: Chaetomium strumarium
Lineage: Eukaryota; Fungi; Ascomycota; Sordariomycetes; Sordariales; Chaetomiaceae
Product: acyl-CoA dehydrogenase/oxidase
Exons: 1
Coding region: 200-1540 (446 amino acids)
Biological process (GO): L-leucine catabolic process
Molecular function (GO): 3-methylbutanoyl-CoA dehydrogenase activity; flavin adenine dinucleotide binding
Source: RefSeq, a predicted model, not a curated record